Molecule: messenger RNA, 660 nt
Organism: Esox lucius (northern pike)
Lineage: Eukaryota; Metazoa; Chordata; Actinopteri; Esociformes; Esocidae
Product: endoplasmic reticulum protein SC65-like
Exons: 6
Coding region: 1-660 (219 amino acids)
Biological process (GO): peptidyl-lysine hydroxylation; collagen fibril organization
Cellular component (GO): endoplasmic reticulum
Molecular function (GO): protein binding; collagen binding
Source: RefSeq, a predicted model, not a curated record
AUGUCUGAAAAGGUCAGCUUCCUGAAAGCAGUCACCUUGUUCAACUCCAGAGACCUCCACAGCAGUAUCAGCGACAUGGAGCACGCCCUCAGCCAGUACCUUCACCAGUACCACCUGUGUCUGGCUGGGUGCCAGUGGGUCUGUGACACCAAAGACCUGUACCCCACACUAGAAGACGCAUAUGUUGAUGUCCUGAAAUGUCAGGUUAAGUGUGAGGAAAACCUCAUGCCAAGUGUCGGUGGCUACUUUGUCGAGAAACUCAUCGCAACUAUCUACCACUACCUGCAAUUUGCAUAUUAUAAGUUAAAUGACAGUCGCAGCGCGGCCCCCUGUGCGUCCAGCUAUGUGCUCUUUGACCCUGAGGAUGAGGUCAUGAGGCAGAACAUGUUGUAUUACCGGGCUUACCAAGAGCAGUGGGGUCUGGAUGACCACAGCUUCAUACCCAGACAGGAAGCACUGAAUUACUACAACCAGAUCAGCACACUAAAAAAAGAUGCUGGUAUUUGCAGAGAACUGCAGUCUGAGGACUUUGGGGGUUUCAAGGAAGUUGCAUCGGAAGUCUCCCCUGACAUGGAGUUUGAAGGUAUGGGAGACUAUGAGGAGUCAAUCCUGGCUAUCUGGUCACAAUCCAAGGUUAAAAGGGACAUUGGUGACUCCUAA